Acaulospora colombiana is the source of this 827-nucleotide messenger RNA. The record is from the annotation of a GenBank genome assembly. Lineage: Eukaryota; Fungi; Glomeromycota; Glomeromycetes; Diversisporales; Acaulosporaceae.
CUCUAGAAUUACGAAAAAAAGAAGAUAGUUCAAUUCACACCUAUAUUGAAAUGCUGCCAAAAGACUUUGGAAAUAUGCCGAUUUACUAUGAUGAUGAUUUGACGAAACUAGUUCCUGGCAAUAUGAGAGAAAUGAUUGAAUCACAAGUAUCAAAAUUCGAAAAAGAUUUCAUUAACGCGCAUGAAAAACUUUGUCUUCAAAUAUCCAAAAAAGAAUUUUUAUGGGGAUGGCUUUGUGUCAACACUAGAUGUAUAUAUCUGGAAACUUCAAUUUAUGAUGCUCGAGAAAAUAUUGCCGUAGCACCGAUGUUGGAUUUUUUGAAUCAUAGUUCUGAAGCAAAGAUAAAAGGUGAAUUCAAUCAAUCAACUCAAUGUUACGAGAUUACUACAUUCUCUCCUUACCAAAAGGGACAACAGGUAUUCAUUAAUUAUGGACCGCACGAUAACUAUCUAACUUUACUCGACUAUGGCUUUACUAUUCCUGGAAAUCCUUUUGCAUACGUAUUAAUUGAUGAUGAAUUUUUUGAAUAUAACGUACCGGGCGAAGAUGAACAGAUUAUGAAGUUUAAGUUAAAACUGUUGUUAGAUAAUGGAUUUUAUAGGCUACUUAAUCUUGAUGUUGACGAUAACGCGAAUACUGAUCGCGAAAAUGAAUUGGCCCUUUCUCAACAUUCUCAAUCCCUUAUUUCAAAAUGGAAAUCUACUCUAACUGGGGAACUGGAAAAAAUAGAUGACCAAAAUGAAUUUGAAAUCUAUAAUUGGAUAUAUGAUGUUUGCUUUACGAAAUUAGAUAAAUGUGAGAAUAAAUUGAAAGAACUGCGUCAAUAA